CUCGUACGACGACGUUCGGAAUCAAACUGAGGAUCUUCGUUCUCCUCGUUCUCGUUUCAAUUUCAGCCUUCUUGUGACCUCCGACGUCCAAAGCCUUGAUCUAUCUCCCAUUCGAUAAGAUGUCAGCUUUUGACAAUGUUGUUGGUGGGAAAUUGAAGCUCAAGGGAAAGGCCUUGGAUGUGAAGGCUGGUGGAGUGAAGAAGAAAAAGAAGAAGAAUAAGAAUAAAGAUCAAAUCAUAGAAUCCACGGAAAAUGAACUUUUGGCAGGUGGAAGUGCAGAACAAGCUGACGAUCCUAAUGAUCAAGACAAUGAUGAUGUGAACAAAUCGACAGGGGAAGAGAAGGCUCCUCAUUAUGAUGAUCAUCUUACGCCGGCCGAGAGACGAUACAUAGAACAAAGAGAACAACUUGAUGUUAAUAGAUUGGCCAAGAUUUCCAAUAAAUCUCACCGUGACAGAAUUCAGGAUUUCAAUCAGUAUUUGGCAAACAUGAGCGAGCACUAUGACAUCCCCAAAGUAGGCCCUGGGUGAUCGAACAAGGUGUACAUGUAUGAAUCGCACCCUUCAUUUUUCUCUAUGAUGUGUAAUUUCUGUGUUGUGCACAAUGGCUUUUGACACCCACUUUUGAACGUAUUAUCUUGGAAUGUUUUGUAAUGCACUUGGU
This is a messenger RNA of Neltuma alba, 663 nucleotides long. Its product is annotated as protein FAM32A-like. The coding region runs from base 120 to 530 and encodes 136 amino acids. The transcript has 3 exons. The record is from RefSeq and is a predicted model, not a curated record. NCBI's taxonomy places the organism in Eukaryota, Viridiplantae, Streptophyta, Magnoliopsida, Fabales, Fabaceae. Gene Ontology annotation, cellular component: nucleolus.